AUGGCGACAGAAACGCUAGAUGACAAGAAACCGGAGGAAGAGGAGGUGAUAGAUAAAGAAAACGAAGAAGGAAGUAAGGAGGUUUUGGAGAAACAAAUGGAAGUUAAAAAGAAGAAGAACGAGGAAGAAGAAGAAGAAGAGGAGGAGGAAGAGAAGAGGGGGAGGAGAAAGAAGAAGAGAAAAGAGCCAGUGACGCCUAGUAGUGAUAGGCCUACAAGGGAAAAAAAAGUCGUAGAAAGGUAUUCAGCUCCUUCUGUUGCAUGGUCUUCCUCAUCUAAAACUCAGUUAAUUGAAAAGAGUCAUGGUACUCAGCUUAAAGAUAUUCCCAAUGGUAUACAUCUCCUCUCUUGCUUAUUUGUUUUUCCCCUUAAGGGAAACUGGACCUGGGAACAUGCAAAACUUAAAGAUAGAAUGGAGACUUUACAAAGAGACCUGAGGCAUUACGAAGGAGAAGAUAUCCAGAAUUUGAGUCUUAGAGAGCUUCAAAAUUUGGAGCAACAACUUGAUUCUGCCCUUAAACGCAUAAGAUCCAACAAUGUUUAA
Molecule: messenger RNA, 543 nt
Organism: Gossypium arboreum
Lineage: Eukaryota; Viridiplantae; Streptophyta; Magnoliopsida; Malvales; Malvaceae
Product: DEK domain-containing chromatin-associated protein 2-like
Exons: 5
Coding region: 1-543 (180 amino acids)
Biological process (GO): regulation of DNA-templated transcription; regulation of double-strand break repair; chromatin organization
Cellular component (GO): nucleus
Molecular function (GO): DNA binding; DNA-binding transcription factor activity; histone binding
Source: RefSeq, a predicted model, not a curated record